GCAUGCUAACAACUGAUCAUGUAUUGCUCUUAAAUUUCUGCUAUAAAUAGCGCCUCUUUACAUCUCCAUAACAAAACCAUUAACGCAUUAUCGACACUAAAAGUAGGGAUUAGCACUUGGGUAAAAGUUUCAGAUCAUCAGAUGGGUUCGGAGAUAUCUUUGCAAGCUGCUCUUUUCAUCUCACUCAACCUUCUCUUCUUUACCCUUGUAAGUGGUAAUUGCUACACUUGUCCUAAGCCUAAGCCAAACCCUAACCCAAGCCCGAGUAGUACUCCUACAGCCACGCAGAGCUGCCCCAGAGACGCCCUGAAGCUGGGAGUCUGUGCCAAGUUACUUAAUGGAACGGUCGGUGCAGUUGUCGGGACCCCACCAGAUGCCCCAUGCUGCUCUCUAAUCCAAGGGCUUGUCGAUCUUGAAGCUGCACUAUGCCUCUGCACUGCCAUUAAGGCUAACAUCCUUGGCAUCAACCUUAACAUCCCCGUUUCCCUUAGCUUGCUCAUCAAUACUUGUGGGAAGAACGUCCCCUCUGGCUUCCAAUGUGCCUAGCUGGCUACGCAUGACUUCUUUAGAUCUAUCUAUCUGAUUUACAACGCUGCUGUGUAUUUUUGUUUUUUGUUAAUUUGUGUACGUUUUUCUCUCCUUCAUGAUGAAGUGUUUGUUAAUUGUCUACUAGCAAGUGUUGAUUAAUAAUUGUACUAGGUACGUCCGUAUGCAUCAAUUUCUACUUUACAAAACUGUCCAGGCUAGGCUUGUCUAUUUUAAGCCAAAUUUGAAUGAAAUUAAAGGAAAAUAGCAUUCUUCGUGAACA
This is a messenger RNA of Carya illinoinensis, 808 nucleotides long. RefSeq names its product 14 kDa proline-rich protein DC2.15-like. Bases 142 to 546 code for a protein of 134 amino acids. NCBI's taxonomy places the organism in Eukaryota, Viridiplantae, Streptophyta, Magnoliopsida, Fagales, Juglandaceae. The transcript has a single exon. The record is from RefSeq and is a predicted model, not a curated record.